AUGUGUAUGCACGACCACCAAGAGAGCGCGGGUUCAAACUCGUCGCCCAAAGAGGUGGAACCAUUCCCUUGGCACAUCGGAGUAUUCGAUGCGCACAACCACAUCGGCGAACGCGUUCACUCAAUAACAGAUUUACCAACCAUGAAAUCCCGAAAUUUGGCAAUCAUGGCGACGAGAACACAAGAUCAGCCUUUAAUCGAAGCAAUUGUCAAGGAGCAUGGUGUCAAAGGCCCAGAGUGCUUUUCGCAAGACAAAACGACUGUCGUUGCAGGCUAUGGAAGACAUCCAUGGUUCUCGCAUCAACUCUACGAUGAUAGUGUCGAGAAUCCUACCUACGUAGCAUCUGAUGAUAUCGAAGAAGAGAAAGGAAGACACUAUAAAGCUGUUCUUUCACCACCCCCCAAAAACCCAGCUUGGUGGAACCAGGAGCCCGUGCCAAUCGCUCUUUCAACCUUCAUCGCGGAGACGAGGACACGACUUCUGCAAGAUCCAUUCGCUAUGGUCGGUGAGAUCGGUCUUGACAAACCUUUCAGACUACCAAUGCACUGGCCCGACCGAAGACCAGAAAGAGAUCCCGCACGUACAGAUGGCGGACGCGAAAGGAGACCACUAAGUCAACAUCGCAUCACCAUUCCUCAUCAAAAAGCUGUAUUUACGGCGCAUCUCAAACUUGCCGGUGAACUUGGAAGACCUGUCAGUGUACACGGUGUACAAGUUCAUGGUAUUCUAUACGAUGCUUUGACAGAGUGCUGGAAAGGCCAUGAAGUCAAGGGCCGUCGGUCAAGGGAUAAAGAAAAGAAAGCAAACCCCAACACAGAGGACGAGGGUAUUCCAAAGCCCUAUCCUCCGAGAAUCUGUCUUCACUCAUUUAGCGGCAAGUCAGACGCCGUGAAACAAUAUCUCAAGCCAUCCAUCCCAGCCAAGAUCUUCUUUUCCUUCUCCAAAGCAAACAAUCUGUCAUUUGGAGCGACGGAAAAAACGGAAGAUGCGGUGAAAGCAGUGCCUGAUAAUCGGAUCCUGGUUGAGAGUGAUCUACACACUGCUGGAGAGAGGAUGGAUAGUGAGCUGGAGGAGAUGUAUCGUGCGAUAUGUGAUGUCAAGGGAUGGAACUUGGAGCAGGGUGUUAAGCAAAUAGCAGACAACUACAAGGAAUUUGUUCUCGGAUAG
Molecule: messenger RNA, 1167 nt
Organism: Fusarium coffeatum
Lineage: Eukaryota; Fungi; Ascomycota; Sordariomycetes; Hypocreales; Nectriaceae
Exons: 1
Coding region: 1-1167 (388 amino acids)
Molecular function (GO): hydrolase activity, acting on ester bonds
Source: RefSeq, a predicted model, not a curated record